UGUGCCAUGUGGGAGGUCGUGAGUGGACCCAGAGGGUGAUGUUAGCAGGGCGAGUUGAGUUCUUCGAACACUUAAGUCGGAGGGACUGCUGAAGACGCAACCCAACCAACCAUGGCUGCUUCUGAUCCCAACAAGUUGAUGGCCAAAGCUGAUAAACAAACAAGACUCAGUCUCACGAGGUGGAGUGCGGAUUGGAAAAGUGCUACUGUUCUAUAUGAGCAGGCAGCUAAUGGGUUUAGAGUUGCCAAGGACUAUGAGAAUGCCAAAAUAGCAUAUGAGAAAGCUUCGAAAGGACAAGAGAUGCUUUCUUCACCUUGGGAUGCAGCUAAGCACAUGGAAUCUGCUGCUGCUCUAGCGAAGGAUCUAAGACACUGGCAAGAAGUUGUGGACUUCUAUCGAAGGGCAUCUGAAUUGUAUAUGGAGUGUGGGAGACCCCAACCUGCAUCAGACGCUCUUGCAAAGGGAGCCCGUGCUCUGGAAGAUAGUAUGUCUGAAGAAGCUAUUCAGUUAUAUACAGAUGCUUGUACAAUUCUUGAAGAUGAUGGAAGAGAACAAAUGGCCUUUGAUCUUUAUCGUGCUGCCACUAAUGUUUAUAUAAAACUUGAAAAAUAUACAGAUGCAGCAUCUUUCAUGUUGAGAUUGGGCUUGGCAGCUGACAAGUGUAAUGCUACCAAUAGCCAGUGCAAGGCAUAUCUUAAUGCAAUUGUUAUCUACCUUUAUGCCCAUGACUUUAUCCAAGCUGAGAAGUGUUAUAAUGACUGUUCUCAGAUUGAUGCUUUUCUGAGAAGUGACCAGAAUCGUUGUGCUAGCAAGCUACUUGCUGCCUACAGAGAUGGAGAUGUUGAAGAAAUCAAACGUAUUGCGCAGUCAAGUGUUAUUUCACAUCUUGACCAUGUGAUCGUUAAGCUUGCGAGGAAACUUCCAACCGGUGAUGUGAGUGCAUUGAAGGCUGAAGAUGAAGAGGAGGCACUCGAUGAAAAUGACCUCACUUAACCUCUGACUCUUUUUCUAUCUGUUUAUUAAUAGGAGUCUUGAUGAACCCAUUUCCAUUUGAUGUGUGAAUUGAAUUGAUCAGUAUAUAUUGGUUUUUGUAUAAAAAAACAUUUUGUUCUUGUUAUACAUGUGGAAUGCAGGUAAGAGGAGCAUUGUUGUUUAUCCAUAAGAAUUGAACAUGGUACCAAGGGAUGUACAACAUGCAAACAUUCUUCUCAAUCAACUGAGUAAACCAAAAUUUUGGACAUUUAUCUUCUAA
Molecule: messenger RNA, 1252 nt
Organism: Glycine soja
Lineage: Eukaryota; Viridiplantae; Streptophyta; Magnoliopsida; Fabales; Fabaceae
Product: gamma-soluble NSF attachment protein-like
Exons: 9
Coding region: 112-993 (293 amino acids)
Biological process (GO): intracellular protein transport
Cellular component (GO): vacuolar membrane; SNARE complex
Molecular function (GO): soluble NSF attachment protein activity; syntaxin binding
Source: RefSeq, a predicted model, not a curated record